Molecule: messenger RNA, 1582 nt
Organism: Calliphora vicina (urban bluebottle blowfly)
Lineage: Eukaryota; Metazoa; Arthropoda; Insecta; Diptera; Calliphoridae
Product: acyl-CoA Delta-9 desaturase-like
Exons: 5
Coding region: 159-1283 (374 amino acids)
Biological process (GO): unsaturated fatty acid biosynthetic process
Cellular component (GO): endoplasmic reticulum membrane
Molecular function (GO): stearoyl-CoA 9-desaturase activity; iron ion binding
Source: RefSeq, a predicted model, not a curated record
UAUUUGACGGCAACGUGUUGACAUCUAAAUACCGCGAAACACAGAGAGUAGUCGGCAAAACUGUGAGAGUGAAAAAUAAACGAAAAUAAACAAUUGUGUUUAUACAAUAAAUUUGAGUGUAAAAACAAAACAAAAAAGAAAUUUAAAAAGUAGUCAAUAUGCCUCCUCGUUCGACUACUGUUUCCAAUAAUGCGGAGCCCUUGGAUGAUGCCACCACCACUGAAUUGGGUGCCUCCAAGCAGACUGGUGUGCUUUUCGAAGCUGAUGCCGAUACCGCCGAUGGUGCCUUGGCAGCCGAUAUCACCCAAUUCAAGAAGGCCGAAAAACGCAAAUUGAAAUUGGUGUGGCGCAACAUUAUUUUGUUUGGCUAUUUGCAUUUGGCAGCCGUAUACGGUGGUUAUUUGUUCUUUGCCAAAGCCAAGUGGGCCACAGUAUUCUUCUCCAUCUUCUUGUAUUCUAUUGGUGUUUUGGGUAUUACUGCCGGUGCCCAUAGAUUGUGGGCCCAUCGUUCGUACAAAGCCAAAUGGCCCUUGCGUUUGCUUUUGGUUGCCUUCAACACUAUUGCCUUCCAAGAUGCCGCCUACCAUUGGGCUCGUGAUCAUCGUGUACAUCAUAAGUUCUCGGAAACCGAUGCUGAUCCUCACAAUGCCACCCGUGGUUUCUUCUUCUCUCAUGUUGGCUGGUUGUUGUGCAAGAAACAUCCCGAUGUUGUGGCCAAGGGAAAGAGCCUUGAUUUGGCCGACUUGAGAGCCGAUCCCAUCCUAAUGUUCCAAAAGAAACACUACAUGACUUUGAUGCCUUUGGCUUGUUUCAUCAUGCCCACCUUUGUUCCCAUGUACUUUUGGGGUGAAAGUUUCCUUAACGCUUGGUUUGUGGCCACCAUGUUCCGUUGGUGCUUCUUGCUCAAUGUCACCUGGUGUGUAAACAGUGCUGCCCACAAAUUCGGUGGCCGUCCCUAUGACAAAACCAUUAAUCCCUCUCAAAAUGCUGCCGUUGCUGCUUUCGCUUUCGGUGAAGGCUGGCACAACUAUCAUCAUGUCUUCCCCUGGGAUUACAAGACCGCCGAAUGGGGCAACUACUCCAUGAACUUGACCACCGCUUUCAUUGAUUUCUUUGCCAAAAUCGGCUGGGCCUACGAUUUAAAAUCCGUUGCCCCCGAAACCAUUGAAAAGCGUGUAAAGCGUACCGGUGAUGGCACCCACGAACUUUGGGGUUAUGGCGACAAGGACAUUUCCCCCGAGGAUCAAGAGUCCAUCAUAACACUUAACAAAAAAACUGAAUAAAUUUCAAAUGUAAAACAACAACCAGAGUUUGAAAACUCUAAUCCACAUUCAUGAAAUAAAAUCAACCUUAAAUUACAUGCUAAACUAAAUUAUCAAAAAAUACAAAUUUUGAGGUCAAUGAAAAUGUAAUUUUAAUUUUAAAAAUAUUGUAUUUAUUAAUAUUUAGUAUUUCUUUUAUUUAAUAAGGUGUAUUUUAUAAAGAAAAAACAAACAAAAAACCUCAAGAUUAAAUUAAACUGAGUAAAAAUAUGUGAUUUAUGUAGAUGUAAUAAACAAACAAAAAAUAUUUUAUAAACAAA